AGUGGGACAAAUCCUCCGGUCCUCAGGAUACAGGUCCAGGAUCGUCCCGUGGGCUUGGUGGUCUCAUUUUAUCCCAAAUAUGACGCCGUGCCCGGGUGGUACUACCCGGUGACGAUUGCCUUGUAGUUCUGGCCGGACAACCUGCAAUAGCAUCUGUGACCUACCAGCUGUGGACAACGCAUCGCAAGAUUAGCACCCUUGAACUGGAACAAUCACAACCAACCAAUCUGCUGGAAUGCAAGAUGUCCGAGAGUGAUGUCGAGCACGUUUCUGGCAUCUUCGCCGGCAGUCCUCGUCAUUUCCAGCGCCUAUCCUCCCCCAACACCGACGAUUACUUCUAUGACGCCCUUUCGAAUGGCUCCCGCGAAGACCCUCUAGCGCUGUCCUCCACUCCUGUCCCUUCGCUGUCGGGUAAAACGUAUCCUACUCAGCCGGGUCUCACAAGUCUGCAACCCUUCCCUGCACCUACAAGCAUAACCCCGGAACUCCCUCACGACAGUUACGGUCGAUCUUCGCCCGACCCAGACGACUAUUAUCGACCACAUUUGCCCACCCUGGCGGCCGGAGACGAGAGUGGUGUCGAUUCGAAUGGUCGUUCCAUGGUGGAGGUCAACGAGGAGGUUCCCGCAGAGAAACAACACCCCAAACAUCUCCAACGUGUAUCAUCGGUACCGAUACAUUCGAUAGACUUGUCAACUGCAAACCUUGGCCCGCACCGUUCGGCAUCCGACUCAUCAUACAAAGGCGUUGGGCACGAAUCUACCUGGGGGUCAUCAGCGCGGGCGUUGACAGCACGAUCGGGGCAGACAUCAUUCAAAGACCUUAUCAACAAAUUCAACAAUAACGCCGACCAAGUGCUCCCGGUUCCAUCCACUUCUACUGUCAGAUCGCGGGUGACUUCGAGGGCUGCUAGCCCGACUAGCCCUACUGCAGCACACCAACCUCGAGCUCUGCCUCGCCAACGAGAACCACCCAGCACUUCGACGAAACAAGAAACUUACCACUGGCGUCCUGCGAGUGCAUUCGGCUCCGACUCUCCGCCAGAGCUUGUCUCACCGCAGCUGAGGACGACUGAUUUCGACGGCAAUUCUUUGAAUACUCCAGACUGGCCAGAAUCGAUUCCUCGACGAUCUCUUUUCGGAGCAAGCCUUAAACUGGACACGAGCCCUGGAUAUGGAAAUUCGGCGAACUUGCGACGUCGAGGUUCAGAUGGGAUCAUCCCCAGCCCAAACACAGCGUUCCUAGAUCAUCUUGAUCCUUCAGCUGGUUUGACCCCCCUCACGCCUACUGCGUGGUAUCUGGGACGCACACCGUUUCUCGAGGCCGUGAGUACUGAAUCCAGCGCCAAUACCCAUCGGAGAACGAGGAGCGAUUUUGCUGGAAACUGGUCGGUCGAAGAGACAGCGCACCCUUCCGUUUCCCACAUGGCGGUCCCGGCCCCCUUGCAGCCCAAUUCCCAAACAUGCCCAGACAACCCACAUACCAAAUCACGCAUUCCGAUUUCGUCCCACCGCCUCAAUUCACCUUCCGUUUCGGACGAUUCUCCUCCCCCCUCAAGGUCUGGCACAAGUUCCGGAAACCGUGCUGCCGUGCAAAUCCAUCUGCCGCCGAAGGGCACCAGCCGCCUUCCCAAACCAUCGCCCAAAUCUCCGCGUGACAUGACUAAGGAUGAUCAAUCCCAAGUUGCGGCCUCCUCGUCACCACGCGCAAAGCGGGAAGUCUCUCAUGGCCGGUCCCGUCAUCAGCCUCCAGAAAGGAAUGCGCUCUUAGAAGCUUACAUAGCCUCUCCCCCUCCCAAAAAGUCGCCCGCCUUGCGCAGCUCCCGACCGCGCCAGCCCGUGUCGCAGACUUCCACAUUCACGUCCCGGUCCAAAGUGGUUGAAACGGUAUCGAAUUUCCAGAAUCAGAUCAACCGCGAUCGAGAUUCGAGGAACCCCAGGCCACGUGAGCGAAGGUUACCGGAGCUAGGCCAUGUUGACUUUGCGACUCGGCGAGAAAGAAUCCAGCAGGCUUUUAAUCGCACAGUCCAAGAGAAUGAGAGGAAGGAAGAGAAGGCAGCUGAGCUCCGACGUCAAGUUGAGGCACAGGAAGGCAAUCGUGAACACUCCCAGGAUUCUACACCAGAAGCACCACAACAAGCCGAGCGAGAAGUUGAACCGGACUCCCAGAUCGAGGAUAACGCAACCGUCAUUGAGGAAGUAGCCGACUUCGAUGAGGAACCGCAACACACACAAGACACGGAAGACCUGCAAGCCUUACCUCAGCUCCAUGUCAAUACAGAUGUGCAUACGCAGGAGAACUCCAAACGGAUGUCCACCGCACAAUUGAUGACGAUGGAUUCCCCAACUCUCGGACACCCGGGUAUAGUUGAAAGGGAGCUAGGAUUCGAGUCCAAUUCCCCUGCGCCUCCCGAGUCUGCCGUUACCACUGGUUCUAACGAAACCCAUGUCACUGCGUUUGACAUAGAGCCACAAGUCGAAUUAUCACGACAGAAAAUACAAAGCUCGCACAGGGCUCUGUUGAGUCAGAUUAUGAAUGUCCGGGAGUCCAGUCCGAGCAGCUCAUCAUGCGAUGAGCAGGAUUGUAGCUUCUCGGAAAAUGAUGACAGGGAAUCCCUACCGAUCAUGCUGAAAAACGGCUUUGGCUUUGAUGAGCAUGUAGACAGCAGCGACAACCCAGAGUCAUGCGACGUUUAUGUACGACACGGAGCGACUAACGGGGUGAGAUCCAACCGAUGGAGUAUGAGCUCUUGGUCGUCUUCCCUUCGCAACCAGCACUCCGCAGACGAGCAGUGCGAGAACAGCGGGGAUGACUUUUCUCAGCUACAACAGUGUACGGAGGACAGCGAAGCUGCGACGCAAUCUUGCUCUGCGUCUUCGAGUACCCCUUCCAUGAGUGACCACCCGCUUCCGACCUCUCUCUCACAUAACAACGAUAUCACACCCGAGUCGAGACGCGAGGCGACGUCUCAAGCAAACCUCUUUGCAUUUUCCAACGCGUCCAGCUUGGCAAGAUUAGGCGGCUGGGAUUCAAAACGAGUUGGUCAGCUUUAUCUUCAGGAACUGGCUAAUGGCCGAGGCCAUGACCUUCCUUUACCUGCACUUCGCGCAUCCCCAGAGGAUAGAAUGGCAGAUGGAAGGCCAGACAGCUUGACUGACGAUCCCGUUGUCGUAUCUCGUAUUGGCGAUCUCUCUGCUUCGGAUCGGCCUGGACAAACGGCAAGCCUAGUCCUGCGCGAUGACUGGGAACAUGCUUCUCCAUCUAUUAUGGACUGGAUGCAGGUUGCUGCCGAAGAUGGGUCAGUUUUGCAAGAUCGAAAUGGCGAUGCCUAUAUAACACACGGUGGCGCUCCAACACCGCGGUUAGCCACACCGAAUCUGCAGUCUUCGUGCUCAGACGAGGGCGAUGAACGUGGCUUAGGGUUGGCCAUCAAAUUACACCUGCCACAAGAGACCGACUCCCGUGAAAAGCAACUACCUCCCCUGCCAUCCCAUGAAGCAGAACCGGUAGCUGAAGCUACGCCGACAGAGAAUGACGCCGUACGACAGCCGCGACAGCUGCCUCCAACCGUGCACGCUGCUGAGCAACGUUUCAGUACCAUCAUAUCUGGCAUAUUUGCACCGCUCGAUCCCGUCCAGAGCACCGGAAGUAGCGAAGAUUCAUCUCUUCGCAGGCUUGAGCCUACACCCUCUCCCCAGACGCUUGGCUCAUCUUCUACUUCACUGGCUCCUUCAACCUUAGAGCAACCUCGCCUCAAGGCCCAGUCCCCUUCACCAGAGCAACGUCGAUUGAAGAAGCGGCGACAUGUGAUCAAGGAGCUUGUUGACACGGAAUACACCUUUGGAAGAGACAUGAAAGUCGUCGACGAUAUCUACAAAGGAACCUCAAGCUCAUGCCUGGACCUUUCGGCGGAGGAUGUCAAGAUUUUGUUCGCAAAUUCAGACCAGGUCGUACAGUUUUCCAUGGCGUUUCAGGAUGCACUCAAGAAUGCUGCAAAGAGCGUUUAUGUGAUGCCAAAAUCUCAACGGUGGAGUAGUAAACGCAGUGCGCGCCACCCUGCAUCCAGGACUGAGUCGGAAAAUUCGAGCACGACAGGCCUGUCGGAUCAGGACAAAGACAACCUGACCUUCAUUGGCCAGGCCUUCCUCAACCAAAUGAGCUAUAUGGAGAAGAUAUACGCCGAUUACCUGAAGAACCACGACGCUGCUAACAAGAAGCUUCAGACACUGCAGCGAAACCCGAAGGUUGCCAUUUGGCUCAAGGAGUGCCGAGACUGGGCGUCCGACCUGACUACUGCCUGGGAUUUGGAUUCUCUCCUGGUAAAGCCUGUGCAACGAAUCUUGAAGUACCCUCUCUUGCUGAGCGAACUGCUCGACUCAACCCCAAGCGACCAUCCCGACCAUACGGCUCUCCAACAUGCCCUGGAAGAGGUUACGAGUAUCUCAGUCCGCAUCAACGAGAUGAAGAAACGGGCCGACCUGGUGGGCCAAGUGGUCAGUCGAAAACGGAAAGAGUCGGACGUGAGGACGGGGUUGUCCAAAGCUUUUGGCCGACGAACCGAGAAGUUGAAGCAGCAAGUGGGACUUUCCGAUAUGUUCGAAGACAAGGAAUACGACACAUUGGCCCAAAAGUUUGGUGAUAACUUCUUCCAGUUGCAACUGGUGAUGCGCGACGCCGAGAUGUACACACGCGAGGUCCAGGCUUCGAUGGACGGGUUCAAUGAAUUCGUGACGGCGAUUGAAGGGUUUGUUGACGUGUCUCAAUCAAACUACGUCGACCUCGAGGGUAAAUGGCAUGAACUCAGUGCCUCCGUCCGGGAUAUAAUGACGGUGACGUUGCCCGAACAUCUUACGGUGGUUCGAAAGAGUGUCAUUGACCCAAUGGUCACGUUGCUCAAACUGCACGAUGGACCUCAGAGGGUCAUGAGAAAGCGCGACAAGCGUCUUAUGGAUUAUGCUCGCUUUCGAAGCAUAAAGGACCGAGGCGAUAAACCGGAUAAGAAGACAACUGAGCAGGGCGAACAAUUCAUGGCGCUCAAUGAUACCCUCAAGGACGAACUUCCCAAGCUCUAUGCUCUGACUGCCAAGUUGAUGGAGGCGUGUCUGAAAAACUUCGUUAACAUUCAGACCACUUGGUUCCGGCAGAUGCAGAACAAGCUUGGGUCUCUGUUCGAGUCGUUCCCAGACGACAUCCAGAAGAUUGUAGAGGACUGGUCCUCCAACUUCAACUGCUCCGAGGCGCAAGUUUUGUCUCUCGGUAUCUGCAAUGGUUCAUUGCUUGCCGACACCGUUAACCUUGUCAACUUCAACACGCCCUCUACUGGGGCCACCAUCAGCUCCCCUCGGCGACCCUCUACAGUCAACAGCGUCAGCACCCGCGUAGGGUCGACCAUGGAAGACUCACCUAAGGUGUCCCAGGAUUUCGGCAGCGGCAUCCAUUCCUUCCACUCACCCAGCUUCGAUACUCAAUCCCAGGUAUCGCAUGGGCGCCACAGGGCCGAUUCAACCUUUUCCGGUCGUGCUAUGCACGAGACGACUGAAAUACCGAGAAGCCAAAUGUUGCAACAGAUCACCAAUGCUUCAUCUGGCUCCAUAGCGGCAUCUAACCCCAACACCGAGUCCUUCCCGAGCCUACCUAGGUUGAGCCUCGAUUCUCCGUUCCUAGUUGACGUAAUCGGACCCUCCAGCGACGAUACAAAAGCCGAGGAAGAGCCCCCAGCUUCCCCCGGCCGAUACUCGAGCUUUUUCUCCUCCGCGAUGCCCAUGUCGGACAACCCCCAAGACAACAACAACCCACGUGCUGAUAAUGCCCCCCCCAAAGAGCCGUCAGUAUUAUUCCUCGCUGCGAGCAUCUACGAAUUCAAUAUCGACCGCGCCCGACGUGAGGCUGGCUAUCCUUACCUGACAUACGUGGCCGGGGAAAUCUUUGAUGUCAUCGCCGAGAAAGGGGAGCUCUGGCUGGCCAAGAACCAGGAUGACCCUACACACCAAGUUGGAUGGAUCUGGAACAAACACUUUGCGAAGCUUUCGAACUAAGCUGGAUGAACAACGCGUUCCGUUUCUUUUCCAUCCUUGACACUCAUUUUCCCGAGCAAUCUCCACCACCAGCGUCAUAGACCUGGAAUCUCUGAUACGCUUCAUUCUCUAUCUUUUCACCAUUCAACAACCAUUUGUCGCCAUCGUACGUUGACAUAACAUUAUGUCUCUCCGAU
This is a messenger RNA of Aspergillus heteromorphus CBS 117.55, 6211 nucleotides long. RefSeq names its product putative Rho guanyl nucleotide exchange factor. The coding region runs from base 243 to 6035 and encodes 1930 amino acids. Gene Ontology annotation, molecular function: guanyl-nucleotide exchange factor activity; protein binding. Gene Ontology annotation, biological process: intracellular signal transduction. The record is from RefSeq and is a predicted model, not a curated record. Lineage: Eukaryota; Fungi; Ascomycota; Eurotiomycetes; Eurotiales; Aspergillaceae. The transcript has 3 exons. Gene Ontology annotation, cellular component: cytoplasm.